This is a messenger RNA of Mustela lutreola (European mink), 1977 nucleotides long. It is a transcript of the gene FGF7, whose product is annotated as fibroblast growth factor 7. Bases 388 to 972 code for a protein of 194 amino acids. Gene Ontology annotation, biological process: fibroblast growth factor receptor signaling pathway; regulation of cell migration; cell differentiation. NCBI's taxonomy places the organism in Eukaryota, Metazoa, Chordata, Mammalia, Carnivora, Mustelidae. Gene Ontology annotation, molecular function: growth factor activity; type 2 fibroblast growth factor receptor binding. Gene Ontology annotation, cellular component: cytoplasm. The transcript has 4 exons. The record is from RefSeq and is a predicted model, not a curated record.
UGUUGUAUUCAACUAACAGCUCACUGGUUAAGUUUUAAUUGCUUCCAAUGAGGUCAGCAAAGGUAUUUAUCGAAAAGCCCUGAAUAAAAAGGCUCCACACACACACACACAAGCAUACACGCGCUCACACAGAGAGAAAAAUCCUCUUGCCUGUUGAUUUAUGGAAACAAUUAUGAUUCUGCUGGAGAAUUUCUCAGCUGAGAAAUAGUUUGUAGCUACAGUAGAGAGGCUCAAGUUGCACAAGGCAGACAACAGACAUGGAAUUCUUGUGUAUCCAGCUGUUAUCAACAGAACAAAUAGGAAGAGGUCAAUGACCUAGGAGCAACAAUCAACUCAAGAUUUAAUUUUCAUUAUGUUAUUCAUGAACACCCGGAGCACUACACUAUAAUGCGCAAAUGGAUACUGACAUGGAUCCUGCCAACUUUGCUCUACAGAUCAUGCUUUCACAUUAUCUGUCUAGUGGGCACUAUAUCUUUAGCUUGCAAUGACAUGACUCCAGAGCAAAUGGCUACAAAUGUGAACUGUUCCAGCCCUGAGCGACAUACAAGAAGUUAUGAUUACAUGGAAGGAGGGGAUAUAAGAGUGAGAAGACUCUUCUGUCGAACACAGUGGUAUCUGAGGAUUGAUAAACGAGGCAAGGUCAAAGGAACCCAAGAGAUGAAGAACAGUUACAAUAUCAUGGAAAUCAGGACAGUGGCAGUUGGAAUUGUGGCAAUCAAAGGGGUGGAAAGUGAAUAUUAUCUUGCAAUGAAUAAGGAAGGAAAACUCUAUGCAAAGAAAGAAUGCAAUGAAGAUUGCAACUUCAAAGAAUUAAUUCUGGAAAACCAUUACAACACAUAUGCAUCAGCUAAAUGGACACACAGCGGAGGAGAAAUGUUUGUUGCUUUAAAUCAAAAGGGGGUUCCUGUAAGGGGGAAAAAAACGAAGAAAGAACAAAAAACAGCCCACUUUCUUCCUAUGGCAAUAACAUAAUCAUAUAUGGUAUAUAAGAAACCAGUUCCAGCAGGGAGAUUUCUUUAAGUGGACUGUUUUCUUUCUUUUUCUCUUUUCUUUUCUUUCUUUCUUUCUUUCUUUUUUUUUUUUUUUUUAAGUAACCAAGAAAGGCUGGAAAACUACUGAAAAACUGAUCAAGCUGGACUUGCGCAUGUAUGUUUAUUUUAAGAGACUGCAUUAAAGAAAGAUUUGAAAAAAAUAUACACAAAAAUCAGAUUUAGUAACUAAAAGUUGUAAAAAAUUGUAAAACUGGUUGUACAAUCAUGAUGUUAGUAAUAGUAAUGUUUUUUCUUAAAUUAAUUUACCCUUAAGAGUAUGUUAGAUUUGAUUAUCUGGUAAUGAUUAUUUAAAUAUUCCUAUCUGCUUAUAAAAUGGCUGCUAUAAUAAUAAUAAUGCAGAUGAUGUUAUAAAAGAUAUGUCAGACCUAAAGGCUGCUGGAAUGAUUUGUCAGAUAAUCAAGCCAAUACAAACUAUGGAAGAUGAGCAGUAUUUGAAAGUUUUUUUAGUGAAAAAUUAUAAUCCACUUAAAUUCUAAUUGGAAAAGAAAGAAUAUUCUCAAGAAUUCUAGUAUGGAAUGGAAUCAAAUAGGUAGUUUUACAAAAGAAAAAUAUUAGAAAAUGCUUAUACCUAUUAACAAGACAAUGCUGCUCAAACUGAAAGGAUAAUGGCUUAAUGGAGAUUUUCAAAAAUCUUGUAUAUAAAAUAGCAAUAAUGAUGACAAUACUGUAUUUCAUCUCACUUGGCACAAAAUAACAUCUUAUAAUCCCUGAAAGUAAAAUUGAGAAAUCUUUAAGUUUUUUUCAAGUAACAUAAUCUUUUGUAUAAUUCAUAUUUGGGAAUAUGUCUUUUAAUAAUGUUCUUCCCAUAAGUAAUCAUGCUUUUUCUCUGUGGUUAUAGCAUUAAACUCUAUUUUAAGUUGUAUUUGAAUUUUAUUGUUUUGUUAUUUAAGUUUAUGUUAUUUAUAAAAAAAACCUUAAUAAGCUG